AUGAGUCGACUUCCUCAACCAAAUGGACCGACAUCGCCCACCUCGCCUUUUACAACGGACAGCGACAAUAUCGAUGUCACUGAUGACGAAACGACGUCAUUCCCGGACGUACACAACCAAGGAGGACGUUUCUUUAGUCCUGGGGUCACCUGCUCAACGACUAACUCGACGUCAAGUUACGACAGGAAUAGACCCCAUGAAAUACCAAACAACCAAUACACCAAACUAUCAUCACGUGACAAUAUUCGUGACAUCCGGUCUAAGAUCAACAGCAGAGAACGUAAACGCAUGCACGAUCUCAACUCAGCGAUGGACGCCCUAAGGGAAGUCAUGCCUUAUGCAGUGGGUCCCUCCGUAAGAAAACUGAGUAAAAUCGCAACUUUGACUUUAGCAAAGAACUACAUCCAGAUGUUAAACAAAUCUAUGGAAGAGAUGCGUCGUUUGCUUGAAGAUAUCCGUAAGUCAAGCGUCGCAUCCUACCAUUUACCCUACCCUUAUGCUCAGCAAACUCCUUACGCCCCAAGCCAACAGUCUCCAUUGACUCUUUUACCACAGUAUAUUCCUCCUUCAUCAAGUGCCAGCUUCACGGCAUUAUCAAAUGCCAUCCCACAUCUACAUCGACAUCCGGGUCACCUGACGCCUCUUUCAUCAGCGUGUACACGACUGGACCAGCACGCCUUACCCCAGCAAGCUAGGGUCACGUCACAUCCGUUUACGUCACAAGGUGCGGCUUGA
Molecule: messenger RNA, 735 nt
Organism: Physella acuta
Lineage: Eukaryota; Metazoa; Mollusca; Gastropoda; Physidae
Product: oligodendrocyte transcription factor 2-like
Biological process (GO): sensory organ development; positive regulation of transcription by RNA polymerase II; axon development
Cellular component (GO): nucleus
Molecular function (GO): protein dimerization activity; DNA-binding transcription factor activity, RNA polymerase II-specific; E-box binding
Source: RefSeq, a predicted model, not a curated record